Molecule: messenger RNA, 1989 nt
Organism: Hansenula ciferrii
Lineage: Eukaryota; Fungi; Ascomycota; Saccharomycetes; Phaffomycetales; Wickerhamomycetaceae
Gene: RQC1
Product: Rqc1p
Exons: 1
Coding region: 1-1989 (662 amino acids)
Biological process (GO): rescue of stalled cytosolic ribosome; ribosome-associated ubiquitin-dependent protein catabolic process
Cellular component (GO): RQC complex
Source: RefSeq, a predicted model, not a curated record
AUGAGUUCCAGGGCAUUGAGAAGAUUAGAGAAGCAAAGAGAGCAGGAAAAGUUGGCUCAACAAGCUGCAGUGGAGCAAGAAGAGGAAUCUGAAGAAGAGUAUGUCCAGCCAAAGAAAGCUCAGAAUUUGUUUGCAUUGAUGGGUAAUGAUGAUGAAGAUGAAGAGGAUAAUGAAAGUGAUGUUCAAGAAGAAGAAGAAGAAGUCAAACCAACUAUUCAACUACCGACAAAAUCCCAGAAAAAAUCCAAAAAGAAGAAGAAUAAAGCUAAAAAGAAAGCUUCUUCUCAAACUCCAGAACCUGAAGAUAAUGAAAGAGAUGAACAAGAUGAUGAAUUGGAUCAAAUUUUAAAAGAAAUCAACAAGAAGGAAAGAAGACUUAUAGAUACCACUGGUGAAGAUGAUGAUCAAGAAGAAGAUGAAGAUGAUUUCACACAUGAUAUUAUAGAUCCUUCAUAUAGAUUCUUUACGCCAUUAAAACAAUAUAAAGCUGCAUCAUUAUUGAAAAUUAAUCCAAAAGAUCUUGACCCUGAUACUGAAUUUAAAAAUUUAUUUGGUAAUUUAUCCGCUGAAGCGUUAGAAGAUGCUGAUUCUACGACUUCAACUUCAGUACCACCAGAAAUUUUACAACAAAUUAAAAGAUUAUCAAAAGUUGUCAGAGGUUGGGGUGGUCGUGAUAGAAGGUCUAUCCCAGGUACCACGAGAAAAUUGAUCUUAACCAAAAUAAGAGAUGAUUGGAUUCCAACAAAUACAAAAGAUUUAAGUAUGGAGGAAUUAUCAUUAAAAGAAAUUGCUGAUAAUAAAGCUAGUGAAACUGAAGAUUGGAUUGAUGUUAUUAAAGAAGAUGUUAAAAAAUUAAGUAAAUAUGGUAUAAAGCAAUAUAAAUUUGAAAGAGGUCCGGAAUCAAAAAUUGCAAAUUCUCAAUUUUAUGCAUCUGUUGUUGUUAGACCAAAUCAUGAAAAUUUAAUUCAAGCUUUAAAUAGAUUCCCAUAUCAUGUUGAAACUAUCUUACAAGUGGCAUUAAUCCUGAUAAGACAAGGUGAUAAAAGUAAUAGUAAUGGAUUAGUAGAAAGAGCAUUAUUUGCAUUUGAUCGUGGGUUCAAACAAAAUUUUGAUUUAUGUAAUGGAUUAACAAGAUUACCAUUUAAUUAUUAUUUAAAUCGUCAGUUUUAUUUAGCAAUUUUCAGAUAUAUUGAAGUCUUGGUUAAGAAGGGUACAUUAUUCACUGCUUUUACAUAUGCUAAAUUAUUAUUAUCAUUAUCUCCAGCUGAUGAUCCAUUCGGUACUAGAUAUUUUAUUGAUUUUUAUGCUAUAAUUUCAGGUGAAAAUAAAUUUUUGAUUGAUUUUGUUGAUAGUCCUUUAGUUAAAACUUAUAGUCAAUGGUAUACACCUGGUUUAGCAUAUUCAGCAGCUUUAGCAUUUUUAAAUUUGAAAAAUGAAGUUAAAGCUAAAGAAUAUUUGAAAAAAGCAUUUAUUAAACAUCCAUUCACUGGUUAUAAAUUAUUAGAAGCUAUUGGAUUGGCAACUGAUAUUCCAGUUAAUGAUUAUUCUAUUUUUGAAGUUGGUCAAGAAACUGAAGUCUCUACAGAAGCUUAUUUAGUAAGAGCACCAAUCAUGUGGAAAGAAUCAAAAGAUAGAAAAUUCUUACAUGAUAACUUGUUAGAAUUCAUUAAUAAUAAAGUUAAAUUACAACCAACUCAUGAUGGAGUUAUACCAAUAAAUUUCUUAAGAUUUGCAAUUUUAUCAGGUGAAGGUAAAAUCAUGGCUAAAAUUCCAUCUGAAGUUUGGGAUCAAAAUGAAUUUUAUGAAUAUGAUGUCCUUCCACCAAAAAUAGGUGAUGUUGAAGUUUUGGAAGAUUUUAUUGAUCAAAGAUAUACAGCUGCUACUUAUAAUGAAGAGGAAAUGUUGGAUAUGGCUAGAAAUAUGAGUCUUCAAGAUGCUAUUGAGAAUGGAUUCCAGGGAAUUCCAGGUGCAUUUCCAGAAGAUGAUUAG